UAUCGUUUACCCUUCGCGACCUCUCUCUCUCUCUCUCUCUCUCUCUCUCUCUCUCUCUCUCUCACACACACAGCUUCUUGUACCGUUUAUCAUGGGAGAUAGUCAGUAUUCAUUUUCUCUUACCACAUUUAGCCCUUCUGGAAAGCUUGUUCAGAUUGAACAUGCUUUGACAGCUGUUGGGUCUGGACAAACGUCUCUGGGGAUUAAAGCUGCAAAUGGAGUUGUCAUUGCAACAGAGAAGAAACUUCCAUCUAUAUUGGUUGAUGAAGCAUCGGUCCAGAAAAUUCAGUUAUUAACACCAAACAUUGGUGUCGUAUAUAGUGGUAUGGGUCCUGAUUUUCGAGUUUUGGUUCGAAAAAGCAGGAAACAGGCUGAGCAGUAUCACAGAUUAUAUAAAGAACCAAUCCCUGUCACUCAACUCGUAAGGGAAGUUGCUGCUGUUAUGCAGGAAUUUACUCAGUCUGGUGGUGUUAGGCCUUUUGGAGUGUCCCUGCUGGUUGCUGGCUUUGAUGAUAAUGGUCCACAAUUAUAUCAGGUGGAUCCAUCAGGUUCUUAUUUUUCUUGGAAAGCUUCUGCUAUGGGGAAAAAUGUUUCUAAUGCAAAGACAUUUCUGGAGAAGAGGUACACAGAUGAUAUGGAGCUUGAUGAUGCAGUCCACACAGCAAUAUUGACCCUGAAGGAAGGGUUUGAGGGGCAGAUCUCAGGAAAAAACAUUGAAAUUGGCAUAAUUGGUGCGGACAAAAAGUUCAGGGUAUUGACACCAGCUGAAAUUGAUGAUUAUUUGGGUGAAGUAGAAUAAUCUGGGGUGAAGGAAUAUGUUCCUGAAGUUGGUGUUUGUUUGACAGUUGAGUUUAAUUGAAUUUCAAGAAGGGUGCUUGAAUGAACACUUGCGCGAUGGCACUGGGGAAUUUGUGAGCUACUCUUGUGGCCAGCAAGCCCUUCAGAUAAACCUUUUUUUAAUGUCAUCAAUGUAACCAAACAAACAUAGCUUGUUUAAAUAUAAUGAUGAUAUGGCAAUGACUUUAGUGAGUUUUUGUAAUUUACUUUCUUCCUUUUAUUAUCUGACUCUGCUUUAUCCAUCUAUCUAUUAUUUUAGAUCUUUUUAGUCAAGUUCAAUGCAUUAUAAUUGCAUUGGGAUAUCAAACUCGGUCAAUGCAACAAGC
Messenger RNA from Gastrolobium bilobum, 1163 nucleotides. Its product is annotated as proteasome subunit alpha type-2-A. Gene Ontology annotation, cellular component: proteasome core complex; proteasome core complex, alpha-subunit complex. The coding region runs from base 92 to 799 and encodes 235 amino acids. The transcript is spliced from 12 exons. Gene Ontology annotation, biological process: ubiquitin-dependent protein catabolic process. NCBI's taxonomy places the organism in Eukaryota, Viridiplantae, Streptophyta, Magnoliopsida, Fabales, Fabaceae. The record is from RefSeq and is a predicted model, not a curated record.